Ochlerotatus camptorhynchus is the source of this 1167-nucleotide messenger RNA. RefSeq names its product phospholipase B1, membrane-associated-like. NCBI's taxonomy places the organism in Eukaryota, Metazoa, Arthropoda, Insecta, Diptera, Culicidae. Gene Ontology annotation, biological process: phospholipid metabolic process. The coding region runs from base 1 to 1167 and encodes 388 amino acids. Gene Ontology annotation, molecular function: glycerophospholipase activity. The record is from RefSeq and is a predicted model, not a curated record. The transcript is spliced from 5 exons.
AUGAACGCCUCAUUACUAGUCGCAGUAGCAUUUAUUGCAACUUUCUUCCGAGUCAAAAGUCAGCCAGAGAUCACUGUUCUGGAUUCAUACCCCAUCGCGACACUGGUUCGACAUCUUCGAGAGCAGUUUGUCCGUAGUCUUGGCCCCAGCAGCGAAGACAUUUACAAACUUAAACUGAAUCUUAAACUUGGUAAACUACAAAAGCAAUUCCCUCCAUAUGAAACGUUUCCAUGCAAUGAAACAAUCAUGCGGAGCGCUACAGUUCCUGAAUCGGUUCACACCUUGCGACCAGGAGACAUUGACAUUGUUGGAGCACUGGGCGAUUCCCUCACGGCAGCUAACGGUGCGAUGGCCACCCAGAUAACAGAAGUGUUCAUCGAGAACAGGGGCCUUUCAUGGAGCAUUGGAGGUCAAGGCACGUGGAGACAGUUCCUAACCAUACCAAAUAUUCUCAAGGAAUUUAACCCGAAGCUGUACGGAUACUCGAUUGCAGAUGGUUCAGCAUUUCAAAGAUUAUCACGAUUUAAUGUAGCGGAGACAGGAGCGAUGACUCAGGACUUACCAUUUCAAGCAAAAAACCUAGUCAAACGAAUGCUAAGCGACUUGAAGGUUGACGUUAAAAAUCAUUGGAAGCUUAUUACAAUCUUGAUUGGAGAUAACGACUUCUGUUCGAACAUGUGUUACUUGAAAAACCCAGAACAAAUUUUGACUAACCAUGAGCAUAAUCUCAUCAGCACUUUGCGCAUUCUAAGAGACUACCUUCCACGAACCAUGGUCAACAUGUUCGGCAACUUACGAAACUUUCAGGCCCACAUGAAGACGAAGUUGAACAAAAUUAUGCUCACCUGGAACGAGUUACAGCGAAACGUAACCGAGCGAGAAGAGUUCAACAAUCGGUCAGAUUUUAUCGUCAAUUAUCAGCCAUUUGGCGAGGAAAUUACCAUACCUCGAAUGAAAAGCGGUAGCAGUGAUUUUUCCUAUCUGUCCUUGGACUGCUUUCACUUCAGCCAGAAAGGAUACGCCACGGCAGCGAAUGCCCUUUGGAGCAAUAUGCUGGAACCGGAAGGUCAAAAGACGAACGAACCGCGGUAUGAAUUUGACAUGAUUCGCUGCCCCUCGCAGAAGCGACCAUAUUUGAUGACCAGAGAAAACUCCAGAAUGCACUAA